AAAUUAGGGAUAGUUAAGUUAUACAAUUAGAGAAAUAAACUAUUACAGUUAUAUUAGUAAGUCAACUGGCCUUUUAUGAGACACAAAUAAUAUGUUUCACAUGGUAAUUUCAAAUACGAGGUCAACUACUUUUAUUAUUACAUAAAAUGUACGUUUAAGAUUAAUACCUAAAGUGUAGUAUAUAAUAUACACAAUGGCUAUGGAUGAAAAGAAUUUCUUUCAAAAAACCAUUCAACAUUUAGCUCGAUCUUUAGCUUCACAAAAGGACAUACCAUGGAAAAAAGUUCAAACAUUGUAUUCACUAUGUCCUCAAGAAGGUCAUCAAGGAAUUUACAAAAUAGAUCAAAGAGGCCAAGAUUCAAUAAUAGCAUUAGGAAUUUACUUACUGGAAUCAAAUUUUCAGCACAUUGAUCAAAUACUACCAUACUUGUUAAAAUUGCUGAAUGCUUUAGGGAAAAUGCAAUGGAUAGAUGAGAUUAAGUACUUUCCUAGAGAAAGAAUACCAGUUUCUGAAAGAAUGAGUUUUUGUUUAAACACAUUAUUGACAGAUGUUGCAACUCGCUAUCCAGCUUCUACAGAAAAAAUCAUUGAAGCACAAAUAAAAUGUCUUAGUAAAUUAUCAAAUAUGAUUAGAUCGGCUAAAUCUGAUAAAUUAAAUGAUAUAGCUAAAACAACAUUAUGUAAAGCAACUAUUCCAUGUUUCAUCGGCUUAGCUAGAUCAAUGGGACGAGCAACAUUGAGUGAUCCUCCAUUAUUAUGUCGUUUGUUUCCAAAACCUAGUGCUCCUAUUCAACAAACUCCAGUCCCUAUUCCUGAUCUUAACAUAGCUAAAAAGAAGAGUUUUUCAAACUUUCGUUCAAUCAUUCCACGAUCAUUGUCUUUAAAUUUGAAUUUGGCUUCACUUGAUAUAAUGACAUUAAGUUCACUCGAUCCAAUGAAUGACCUCAAUAAUAGAAUGGUAUACAAAUCCGAGUGCAAAUUGGGUUCUCAAGCACCAAGUAAUAUGUCAAACUAUUUUUUUUUUAAAUACGGAUCAAGUUUUAACCAAUUUCCAUAUACAAGAUUUACUGAUUCAUCUAUUGAUCACAAAUCAUCUACUUUAAUGUUUCCUUUGGGCCAUCUACAAACUGUUCUAUCUAUUGCUAAAAAAAUUCUUACCUCCGACGUACUGGAAUUUGUGGAUAGUUUGGCUCUUGAAUUUCAUAUAUCUGGUGAGAGUAAAACAUUUUGCUAUCGUAGUUUUAGUGAAAUAUUAAAUUUGGUAAUCGCUUCCUUACUAAGAGAAUUACUUCAAUAUCAACAAGAUUUACCAUUGCCAUUUACUAAAGAUGUUCAAGAGUUUAUAAAAGAUUUAUUUUUGAAUGGUCAAACUGAGUUGCAAUCUGGUGUAUUACAAGAAACAUCUGACCGGGAAGAAAAAGAAUCUCAUUUAACAACAAUAAAUAAGUUUAAAAUUAAUGUUUUAGCAAAUGCUGCAUGUGUGGAUUUAUUGGUUUGGGCUACAAGGGAUGAAGCUGGCGCUGAUAAUUUAUGUGGACGUUUAAUGGAAAAAAUAAACUCCAGUAAUAAUGUAAAACAAGCAUUAGCACACAUGCCAUUGAUUCUAGUUUGUAUGGAGGGCUUAGGUAAAUUAUCCGAGAAAUUUCCAAGUAUAGCCAGUACCUGUAUUCAGUGUCUCCGGGACUUUCUUGUUCAACCAUCCCCAAUUUUAUCAAAAUUGAAUAAAUUUCAUUCUGAAAAACAAACACCCAAAGGACUAACAAUCACAGUUAAUGGUGUUAAUGAGAUAAAACCAAUAUCAGAUCAUGUUGAAUCACAGUUUGAAAGACUUCGAAAUUCAUCUAUUGAAAAUCUUUGUAUUGCAUUAAGAGCAGCAUAUACAUUAGAUCCUUUUUGUGUACCAGCAUUGUUAGCAUCCUUAUCAAAUCGUUUAUACACUGCUGAAAAAUCUAAAAAUGAUUCUUCAUUAAUACAGGCUAAUACUAUAGUGAUGUUAGGCCAUAUUGCUGUUAGUUUAAGAGACACUGCUAAGACAUCAGAUACUAUUUUGCAAUUUUUCCAACAACGAUUCUGCCGUGUGCCUAGUUCUAUUGAUGUACUUAUUGUUGAUCAGCUUGGAUGUAUGAUUAUAGCGAAAUGCGAUAUGAAUGUUUAUGAAGAAAUAAUGCGCAUGUUUUCAACAAUUACUGUAGAAGCAGGUAAUGCUUUAUACAGUCAUGAUCAAUCAAAUCAAUAUAGGCAUGUUUCCGGUGCAGUUAUCAAUGCCUUAGCUAAUAUUGCUGGCAAUAUUAAAGGUGAAAAUGAAAUGAAUGAACUUCUUGUUAGAUUAUUAGAAUUAUUUGUACAACUUGGUCUUGAAGGAAAACGAGCAUCAGAAAAAGCACCAGUUGCAAAUAAAGCUUCUAGUAGUGCUGGAAAUUUAGGAAUGUUAAUUCCAGUAAUUGCUGUACUCAUACGCCGUUUACCUGCUAUUAUUCAGCCAAAACCGAGAUUACAUAAGUUAUUUAGAGAUUUUUGGUUGUAUUGUGUAGUUAUGGGAUUUACUAAUGAUUCUGGAUUAUGGCCUAGUGAAUGGUAUGAUGGUGUUAAGGAAAUCGCUAUUAAAUCCCCAUGUCUUGUUACACAAACUUCAACAAGAUCACAAAUGCGUGAGCUUCAAUAUACUUCUGCUGUUAGAAAUGAAAGUGUUUCUUUGAAUCAGUUGCAAGAACUUAAGUCUCAAAUACUCCAACAUCUCAAUCCUGCUCCACCUGAAGUAACAGCAGCUGUUAAUAAAUUAUCAUUUGCUCAGGCAACCUAUCUGUUGUCUGUUUAUUAUUUGGAAACUAUGCGAAUUCAAAAUUCUAAUGAUCCAAGUCUACAGCCAAUUUUUGAUUAUUUAUCAGACUAUGCUAUACAGAAGGAUAAAACUGGAUUGUGGCAUUGUGUUUCCAGUGUUGGGGAUAAAGUAUUUUCCUUAUUUUUAAAUGCCAUGUCUACACAAGCAAAAGAUGAGACUAGAGAAAAAAAAUUAGAAUAUCAUGCCCAAUUAUUAUUGGUUAAUUUUAAUCAUAUACACAAAUUAAUUCAAUGUGUUGCUGACAAAUGGCUUUCUGGACUUGUUAGCAAAUUUCCACAUUUAUUAUGGAAUCAACGUGUACUUUGGACUAUGUGUGAUAUACUUCAAGUUUUAUCAUAUUCUUUAGAAUUAAAUCCUAAUAAUGAAACACCUAGUAUUCAAAUACCAUCUUCUCCAUUUACACUCAUGUUAAUGGAUACACUUGAAGCAAGAGAAAGUACCACUAAUGACUUUGCUGCAAGAUCGUUAGGUUUUAUUCAAGAAGCAAUGAAAUGGGCUCCAAGUGCUACUAGAUCACAUCUACAACAUUAUUUAACUCAAAUACCCAGUUCUUCAUAUUGGCAUCAUUCAGGCCUAGCAUUAGCAACUGAAAGCGUCUUACAAAGCAGUGGCCUUAAUUUUCAUGCAGCACCAUUAUCAAAAACGACAUUGGAUAAAAGACCCCGUUGUGUGAAAACUGAUUCUUCCUUAUACAUCACAACUUUAGGGCUAAGAAGUCAUUUUGCAGGUAUUGUAGCUGGUAUGAUUUCAGCUUCUGAGAAUAGCCCUGAACAAUUAGUAGACAAUGUGAUUGCCAAAGUAUGGGCUGCUUGUAACAAUGACAUUAAUAAUAUGCACCAUAAUGCUCUAUGGACUGCUACAGCUUUACUUAUAUCAAUUUCUGGAUGUACUAGAAAAUUGGUGCAUGUUGUUGCAUGGUCACAAGUUAAAUUAUUUACCACUAAAGCAAUGAGAACUGCAGUUGAAUGUUGGCAAUGGUUAACUACUUCUAGACCAGAUCUAGAAUUGCAAUUUUUACAGGAAAUGUUUGCUGCUUGGCAGUUUACAAUAGAUAGCCGUAUUGGUUUAUUUGCUAAAGAUUUAGAACAAGUAAGUCCACUUGCAGUCUAUGAAGGUUGUACUUUAGAACCAAAUUCUCCUUUUGUUAAACCUCAUGAUAUUUGGGUACAAUAUAUAUCUGAAGUGGUUGACAAUGUAAAAUCUUGUAGUCAAGAAAAAGUAGAAAUGUUAGCUAUGAUGCUGCAUCGAUCAUUACCUAUGUGUGUUGGAACUUCAGAUGCUUUCAUAAGUAGACAAAUAGAUGCAAUUGGAACACGAUUUAGGUUACUACAAUGUGGAUUGACUUUAUUGCAAGGAGAAGUAUUACCAAAGUCACUAGGAAAAAAUAUUCUUAGAGAGAGAGUGUAUUGUGCUUGCUUUGAUACAUUUACUACACCUGUUCAAUGUCCAACUCAACGUGGCUCAGAACUACGAGAUGACAUACUUGCUCUCACUAAAUUUUGGCAAACAAUGCAUUCAGAUAAGAAAUAUUUAAUGGCUAGUGUUAUUGGAGAUUUUGAUCUUCAAGGUGGUAGUUUACAAACUUCUGGAAAUUCGAACUAUGACCAUCAACUAACAAUUUCAUCAUUAAAUGAAUUAACAGUUUCAAGUAUUGGAGCUGUUUCUGGUAAUUCUGGUACUACUCAAGGCUGGAUGAAUACUGUACCAUUAUCGACAUCUGCUACAAAUACAUUAAACAAACGUACAGCCAAUAAUUUACGAAUGAAACGCCAACAUGUUAAUGCUAAUCAAGAUUUAUAUGUUAAAGAUUACAUAAAAAAGCGAAUUCUCAUAUUAGAUCUUUUGGCUGUUCAAAUUGAAUUUUUAAGUACGUGGCAAAAUCCAACUGGUCUUUCUGAACUUAAUGUACCCGGAGAAGAAAUGGUUGCUUCUUGGAAAUCAAAAAAUGUUCCUGAUAAAUCCUUACGUGAAAAUACAAGGCUUGCAUGGGAAAUCAGUCCUGCUCUUUGUGUAUUUCUACCAGUAAGAUUAAAAAAUGCAGACUGUAUAGUUAAAGAAGUAUGUAGAAUGGUUAGAGCAAAUCCAAUGGUUGUUUCACACAUACCUGAAGCUUUACAAUAUUUAGUGACAACUGAAACUCUUUUAAGUGAUGCUCCUGAACUAGUUUACAUGUUGACAUGGGCAAGGGUUACGCCUAUCCAAGCAUUGUCAUAUUUUUCUAGACAAUAUCCACCACAUCCUAUAUCUGCACAAUAUGCUGUUCGUGUAUUAGCAAGUUAUCCUGCUGAUGCAGUGUUAUUCUACAUUCCACAAUUAGUGCAAACUCUUCGACAUGAUACUAUGGGUUAUGUUUUGGAAUUUAUUAAAUCAAUUUCAUUGCGGUCCCAAGUAGUUGCUCAUCAAUUAAUUUGGAAUAUGAAGACAAAUAUGUACUUGGACGAAGAAAUGCAGCACAAAGACACGGCUCUUUAUGAUACAUUAGAUUCAUUAACUAAUGCAAUCGUAAAUUGUUUAUCCGGACCUGCUAAGAAGUUUUAUGAACGUGAAUUUGACUUUUUUUCUCAAAUUACUGAUAUAUCAGGCAAAAUAAGACCUUUCCCUAAAGGACCUGAACGUAAACGUGCAUGCUUAGAAGCACUGAGCAAAAUUGAAGUUCAAGCAGGAUGUUAUUUGCCUUCAAAUCCGGAAGCAAUGGUUAUUGAUAUUGACUAUAACAGUGGAACUCCAAUGCAAAGUGCUGCUAAAGCACCAUAUUUAGCUCGGUUUCGAGUAAGAAAAUGUGGUAUAAAUGAAUUAGAACAAACUGCCAUGGCUAUAUCAAAUCAACAAACAUCAGUUAAUUAUGACAAAUGUAUUGAUUCCUCUUCUAUGAUGGGAUUAGAUACAUGGCAGGCUGCUAUAUUCAAAGUUGGAGAUGACGUACGUCAAGAUAUGUUGGCUCUUCAAGUUAUUAGUAUUUUUAAAAAUGUGUUCCAACAAGUUGGAUUAGAUUUAUUCUUGUUUCCAUAUCGAGUAGUUGCUACUGCACCAGGGUGUGGUGUCAUAGAAUGUGUUCCUAAUGCUAAAUCAAGAGAUCAAUUAGGUCGUCAAACUGACUAUGGCAUGUAUGAAUAUUUCAUCAAAACUUAUGGCGAUGAAAAUACAAAAGAAUUCCAGAACGCCCGUAGAAAUUUUGUUAGAUCUAUGGCAGCUUAUAGUGUUAUUGGAUUUUUAUUGCAAAUUAAAGAUAGACAUAAUGGAAACAUUAUGUUGGAUACUGAUGGACAUAUUAUACAUAUUGAUUUUGGAUUUAUGUUUGAGUCAUCGCCAGGAGGUAAUUUAGGUUUUGAACCAGACAUUAAACUUACUGAUGAAAUGGUAAUGGUAAUGGGAGGUAAAAUUGAUGCACCCCCUUUUCGUUGGUUUACUGAAUUAUGCGUACAAGCCUACUUAGCUGUCAGACCUUAUAAAGAAGCUAUUAUUUCAUUGGUAUCUUUAAUGUUGGAUACUGGAUUACCAUGUUUCCGUGGUCAAACAAUCAAAUUAUUACGAACUAGAUUUGCACCUCAAUCCACUGAUCGUGAAGCUGCAGUAUAUAUGAUGAGUGUCAUUCACAAAUCUUUCCUUAACUUUAGAACAAUAGCAUAUGAUUAUUUACAACUUUAUCAAAAUCAAAUCCCAUGCUAG
Sipha flava (yellow sugarcane aphid) is the source of this 6505-nucleotide messenger RNA. RefSeq names its product phosphatidylinositol 4-kinase alpha (gene Pi4KIIIalpha). The coding region runs from base 194 to 6505 and encodes 2103 amino acids. The record is from RefSeq and is a predicted model, not a curated record. Gene Ontology annotation, biological process: phosphatidylinositol phosphate biosynthetic process; phosphatidylinositol-mediated signaling. Gene Ontology annotation, cellular component: plasma membrane; cytoplasm. The transcript is spliced from 37 exons. Gene Ontology annotation, molecular function: 1-phosphatidylinositol 4-kinase activity. NCBI's taxonomy places the organism in Eukaryota, Metazoa, Arthropoda, Insecta, Hemiptera, Aphididae.